Molecule: messenger RNA, 1937 nt
Organism: Amoebophrya sp. A120
Lineage: Eukaryota; Dinophyceae; Syndiniales; Amoebophryaceae
Source: the annotation of a GenBank genome assembly
UAGAGGACUCCGCUGCACCCCCUUCCGGCACGGUGGCGGCCGUCGCAGAGUCAGGACCAGCGGGACCCGUUGCUGCUGCCGCGUCUGAAGGACACGAAACAGCAAUCGCUGCUUCAUCCCAACCCCCUGAGGACAAAGAGCGUCUUCUGAAAGGCGCCCUUGCUCGUGCAUUUCGGUACUUUCGCGAUGAAAGUUAUUAUGUGAAAAAAGUUAUGAACCAUGCGCAUGCCGCAAGGCCGGGCGUCGGGGGCGCCAAUCACGGCACUGCUGCUUCCCAGGCCGAGCACACCAACGAGCAGGAGCCAACUCCACCCGUUGUUACCGAUGCCGGCACUAACGAUGCAGGGCAAGCAGAGCCAGCACCCGCGCUUCCGGUCCAGCAUAAUAGCGACGAACAGGAGGCCGCUGACAUAUGCAUUGCAAAUAUGUCUGAACCCAAAAACCUAUGACUGAUGCUCCAUUACGGAUGGUUGCAGCGCUUGCAACGGCAGCCGAACAUGACAAGCUUUUCGAACGCUUUGUGAUGCCUGGCACGCAUUGCAAAUUGCGCUUUUGUAUGAAAAAGGAGGUUUUGCUUUCGCUGCUCCGGCAGCGCUGGUUUUUCCGCCCUUUGAGAUGAAACACGCAUUACUACUUUCAGUUUUCGUUUUCCAGACCCAGACGUAUUUGCAUUCGAUAGGGCAGUGACAACAGCAGUUUCCGGUUAAUCCCGGUUGCUCUGCGGCAAAGUUUGUCGGAAAUGUUCCACUGCUUUCGGAAUGAUUUCAAAAUAUUCGAGGACUACGUCGCUGCAGAGGUCGAGAAGCAUGGCCGACCCGCACUCCACGAGCAGUUGCAAUUCAGGGAACCACAUGCAGCCGCCGCAGGCCAGAAUUUGGGCGAUGGGACAGGAGAUGCUGGCACACCCGGUUUACAGCAGCGGGAAACCAGGACUGUUCCUACCGGCGUCAUUAAUAUUCCGUACGCUGAGCUGCUGGAGAACAAAGCCUUGUGUUUUUACUGGCGCGAGGGUUACGCCAACAACAGAAGCUCAGCGGCUCUGCUGCGUCGCAUUCUCUACACGUUUACCGUCGAACAGGUAACAACCCACAGGAUCCUGAGCCAAAUAUUGAACGUUCAUCAAUUCAUCCGUGGGAAGGAUCCCAAUCCCGAGGGCGGGAACCGAACGGUGCUCAGAGCGGUUAGCCUGCGUGAUGUGGAGCGUUUCAUGGAUCUCACUGGCUUUUUCGCGGAGCGACUGCAGUCCCCGACCUCGUACUUGAGGCAGAAGUACUUCGAAAAUAUCCACCACCGCUUGAUGGAGGAUUUUUCGGAAGAUGCCUGGGAAUCGCAGUCGGACGUGUAUCUCGCCGAAUACCCCCCCUCCACCGGCCGCCUGAGAUUCUCUACCCUGGCGGAAGCGAAGAGAGAAGCAGCUCGCGUGCCAGAUUGUGGAGGGAUCACACAGAGGUGGCCGCACAAUGAGUUCGAGCUCCGUAUCAACUUCAAAUAUGUCUGAUUCUGGAAAAGGGAAAACACAGAAGUUUGUCAUGCAUAGCGAUGGCACACAGGAUCUGGAGUAAGUAUGCGCAUGAAACCAAAUUUCACAACUCUUGCGAGGGAAGCUUUAUUGCAAUGCUUAUUGUGCGUAAGAAAUCCUCUCUCGAGGUGCGCAGAAACAGUUUUUGCUACUCGUGCAAGACGGAUCUUUGUAAUUGUAUGACUGUCAGAGGGCGUAGAAACAUCAAUCAAAAAUGUUAUGGAGCACGACGAGGCUGCACCUUUCCCGACGCAGACAUAUCUGCAGUGGAUACCUCGGGCGGGGACAGAAUUUAAGGUUUCACCUGUCGGAGAAAGGAGUUGGAAGAAACCUUCUCAACAACACGGUGCAGACACUGCUCAACCUGGAGACGCAAUGGAAGUCGACGACGAGGGACAAGGAGCACGGGUCCGCGACG